AUGCAUGAUCUCCCGUUUCCCAUCCCUCAUCCGCGACCUCUCGUUUCCCAUCCCCCAUCCCUGAUUUCCCGUUUCCCAUCCACAUUCCCGAUCUCCCGUUUCUCAUCCCCAUCGCCGAUCUCCCAUUUCUCAUCACGCAUCCCCGGUCUCCCGUUUCCCAUCCCCCAUGCCCGAUCUCCUGUUUCCCAUCCCCCAUCCCCGAUCUCCCGUUUCCCAUCCCCCAUGCCCGAUCUCCCGUUUCCCAUCCCCCAUGCCCGAUCUCCCGUUUCCCAUCCCCCAUGCCCGAUCUCCCGUUUCCCAUCCCCUAUCCGCGAUCUCCCGUUUCCCAUCCCCCAUCCCCGAACUCCCGCUUCCCAUCCCCCAUCCUCGAUCUCCCGUUUCCCACCCCCCAUCCGUGAUGUCCCGUUUCCCAUCCCCUAUCUCCGAUCUCCUGUUUUCCAUCCCCCAUCCCCGAUCUCCCGUUUCCCAUCCCCCAUCCCCGGUCUCCCGCUUCCCAUCUCCCAUCCCUGUUCUCCCGUUUCCCAUCCCCCCUCCCUGAUCUCCCGUUUCCCAUCCCCCAUCCUCGAUCUCCCGUUUCCCAUCCCCCAUCCCCGAUCUCCCGUUUCCCAUCCCCCAUCCCCGAUCUCCUGUUUCCCAUCCACCAUCCCAAUCUCCCAUUUCCCAUCCCGCAUCCCCGAUCUCUCGUUUCCCAUCCCCCAUCCCCCGUCUCCCUUUUCCCAUCCCCCAUCCCCGCUCAAGCGCCCCGGUCAU
Closterium sp. Naga37s-1 is the source of this 750-nucleotide messenger RNA. NCBI's taxonomy places the organism in Eukaryota, Viridiplantae, Streptophyta, Zygnematophyceae, Desmidiales, Closteriaceae. The record is from the annotation of a GenBank genome assembly.